Aspergillus campestris IBT 28561 is the source of this 861-nucleotide messenger RNA. Its product is annotated as mRNA splicing protein SMD2. Lineage: Eukaryota; Fungi; Ascomycota; Eurotiomycetes; Eurotiales; Aspergillaceae. Gene Ontology annotation, molecular function: RNA binding. Gene Ontology annotation, cellular component: precatalytic spliceosome; U4/U6 x U5 tri-snRNP complex; catalytic step 2 spliceosome. Gene Ontology annotation, biological process: RNA splicing; spliceosomal snRNP assembly. Bases 67 to 414 code for a protein of 115 amino acids. The record is from RefSeq and is a predicted model, not a curated record. The transcript is spliced from 4 exons.
CACGCACGAACAACCAGAUAUCCAGCAGCUCUACUCCCCUUUUUAUACCCGUUUUAUACGCCCAUCAUGUCGACCGACCCCAAGAUUCAGGACCUGCUCAACAAGCCCAAGAGCGAGCUCACUGAAUACGAAGUCUCCCUAGUCGAAGACCACGAACUCACCGCCGGCCCGCUCUCCCUCCUCCAAACCGCCACCCGCACACACACCCAAGUCCUCAUCUCCUGCCGAAAUGGCCGCAAACUGCUCGCGCGCGUCAAGGCCUUCGACCGCCACUGCAACAUGGUGCUCGAGAACGUCAAGGAGAUCUGGACCGAGAAGCCCAAGGGGGGUAAGGGCAAGGGCGUGAACAAGGAUCGCUUCAUCAGCAAGAUGUUCCUGCGCGGCGACUCCGUCAUCCUCGUCCUGCUCAGCUGAUCGAGUCUUUUGAGCUUGAUUCGUUUCUACCUGAGUUGUCCGAUCCUGUCCGUCCGUCCGUCCACGUGACAUUCGUGGUCUGUCUAGGGUACAUCCGUACAUGUCCCACGUCGCGUCUUCUUAUUAAUUCUUUCGAUGAAAAGGAGAACAUGAUAAUGGAAUGACCUCGAAUGGACUGGACACCGAUACCCUACCAUUUGCCCUUUGUACGAUUCCGACAUCGUCCAUCCACCUCUUUAUCUUAUCUGUCUUUAUUGUUGUCUUGGGAGCUGGAAGAUUUUCCUUUCUAUUAUUAUCUUUAUCUUUAUCACGAUGGGUCUAUCCUGGCGUUUUCUUGGUGUGAAUUGAAAAGAGAGAGAAAGAAAUAUACGUAUCUAUCUACGUAUCUACCUUCCUAGGUCGGGAGGAAUACAUGGGAUUGAAUGAAGAUUCCUCCUUAUAAUCGGG